Bradysia coprophila is the source of this 708-nucleotide messenger RNA. RefSeq names its product repetitive proline-rich cell wall protein 2-like. Lineage: Eukaryota; Metazoa; Arthropoda; Insecta; Diptera; Sciaridae. The record is from RefSeq and is a predicted model, not a curated record.
AUGGAACGCAUCCGGUUAGCCGAAAGGAAAAUACUACGGUCUACCACUAACACUAAACGCGAACGAGGCAGCUUCAUGUACGCUAACAACUCGACGCUAUAUAGAAAAGCAAAGACAGUACGAGUGGAUCGACACAUAGCGAAUCAAGCGUUGAAUUUUAUGGACCGCUGCACUGAAACUGCAUUGCAUGCCACCGAACAAGGACCGACUGUACAAGGACUGACUGUACAAGGACCGCCUGUGCAAGGAACGACUGUACAAGGACCGACUGUACAAGGACCGACUGUACAAGGACCGCCUGUACAAGGACCGCCUGUACAAGGACCGCCUGUACAAGGACCGCCUGUACAAGGACUGCCUGUACAAGGACUGCCUGUACAAGGACCGACUGUACAAGGACCGACUGUACAAGGACCGACUGUACAAGGACCGACUGUACAAGGACCGCCUGUACAAGGACCGCCUGUACAAGGACCGCCUGUACAAGGACCGCCUGUACAAGGACCGACUGUACAAGGACCGACUGUACAAGGACCGCCUGUACAAGGACCGCCUGUACAAGGACCGCCUGUACAAGGACCGCCUGUACAAGGACCGCCUGUACAAGGACCGACUGUACAAGGACCGCCUGUACAAGGACCGACUGUACAAGGACCGCCUGUACAAGGGCCGUCUGAAGAAGAGUUAAGAAACCAAUUAAGAAAGUAA